UUUUAGCUCUGUAGAGCAGCGCGUGAUGGCGGUGAGGCAGUAAUGAACGAGGCGAAGGAGAUUGCUGUAAGCGAAGAUUCGUGAAAGUGGAAGUUCCAAUUUAUGCGUGCAUUUAGUAGAAUUUCUCGUGAUCCUGUGGUUUCAAUAUAAUGACGUGAAGAAUUUUCGAACGAUGAUUGAUGCUUCAUUUCUAUUCUCAAAUAUAUUAUUGAGGACACUGCCGUAGUAUUAUUUAAAUAUUAAGAAAUGUCUUACCCUGGUCAACCUCCGAUGGGAAUACCGGGCAUGCCACCAAUGCCUUACAUGGUUGGUGCACCACCACCAAUUAUUGGUGGUGUAAUGCCUAUGGCACACAUGAUUCCAACACCCGUAUCUGCGAUGCAGACCUCAGCUCCAGCUGUUCGGUACGCGCGUAACCAGAAUCGCCACGACAAUAACCGUCGUCGUGAAAGAGAAUCUGGACCGCCGGUCACCGUGUUUAUCGGUAAUAUUAUGGAAAGAGCACCUGACGUAAUGAUCCGACAUAUCCUGGGAGCGUGUGGACAUGUGCUCUCAUGGAAGAGAGUUCAAGCAUUCGGAUUUUGCGAAUAUGCAGGUCCGGAUGCUGGUCUCAGGGCAGUUAGAUUACUCCAUGAUAUGGAGAUAGGCACGAAAAAGCUUGUUGUGAAGGUUGACGCAAAAGCUAAAGUGGUCUUGGAUCAGUUUAAAGCGGAAAGAAGAAAAAAAUUAAGAGGAGGCCAGUCACCUUUACAAGACGAAACGUCCACCGAGGGAGCAGAUGGAGAAGAAGGUGAAGAUUACAUGGACGAGGGCAUGAGAGUCGUGGAUGCGGAUGCGUUAGCUCGUAUUAAUCAAAUCAUAGCGGAACAUGCUAUUGAUCUCGAAAUGGCUCAAGCUGCUCCAGAGGAACAUCAAACGAAAAUGGUUGCAAAAUCAUUGAACUUGGACGAUGCGGAAAUAGAAGAAAGUAAGCGCGACUUGAUUACCCGAGAAAUUGGCAAAUUCAGGGAGGUCAUGAAGAAGCAGGAGGAGGAGAAGGCUCAAGUGAAACGGAAGAAAGAAGCCGUUGAGAAAGAAGAACGGGAGAAACGUGAAAAGGAGCGGCGAGACAGGCGCGAUGGAAGUAGUGCUAAAGACGAACAAGACGGAGAACCCGGUAGUCCUACGUCCCACAAGGGUCGCAGUAGUAGUACUGGAAGUAGUAGAAGAGAUAAAAGACGGUCUAAAUCUAGGUCUAAAGAACGAGACAGGGAUCGUCAGAGAGCCGAUAGAGAUCGCGAUAGAGAUAGAGAUCGGGAAAGAGACCGCGAAAGAGAGCGGGAAAGGGAUCGUGACCGAGAAAGGGAACGUGAACGUGAACGCGAGAGGGACAGAGAAAGAGAAAGGGACAGGGAACGUGAAAGGGAACGUGAACGGGAGGAAGCGAGAAAAACUGAAAGGGAAAUUAUGCGGGAAAGGGAGGAAGAGGAGGAGGCGAAGGAGAGAAAAAAGAACGAGAGAAGAGCGAGGGAGAAGGAGGCAGCUUAUCAGGAACGUCUAAGAGCAUGGGAGACGCGUGAACGGCGUAAACAAAAGGAGUACGAGAAAGAAGCGGAAAAACGCAGAGCGAAGCGGGAAGCUAGGGAAAGGGAGGCGAAACGUUUGAAAGAAUUCCUGGAAGACUACGACGAUGAAAGAGACGACGCCAAAUAUUACAAAGGCAAAGAACUUUCGCGUCGCCUGGAGGAAAGAGCACUUGAGGCGGAAGCGGACUCCCGGGAUCGUUGCGCCGAGCGUCAAGAACUUCAGCGUCUUCGCGAUAAACUUUAUGCAGAUGCAUCUCAUCCAGAUCCAGCGGCGGAAUUCGAAAGGCUGAAAGCUGAACGGGAGGAACAGUAUAAGCCUAAACCGGUAAUUACGAUAAUUGACGAAGAGGAGGAGAAAGUGGUGAAAAAAGAGGCAGAAAUUAUGCCGCCGUUAGAAACUGAACCCAUUGAGAGUGAUAGUGACGAGUGUGUACAAUUCGAUGAGAUUUCCCAACCGGAGGUGCCGCCGUCUAGAACGCCGCCGAGGCAUCAUCACCAUCAUCGUAGGCAUCAUCGCCAUCAUCAGAAUCAUCAUCGCGACGGUGAAGAGAACGAGGACGUUGUAGAAACUGACAGAGAUAGCGUUAAGGGUGCGAGAUCGCCGUCUUCACAUCAAACAGUGACAACACCAGUUCAAUCUAUGCCGCCCACGAUAGAUGAAGAUUCGCGGAUGUCUCUGGUUAGCGAACCAGAAAAAACGAGUAGUAGUAACUUCGUGCCGUUCGCCAUGGGAAGCGGAGGCAACCGUGGCGGUGACCAUGGUAUCGGUAAUAAAACUCCCGCUAGUCCGAGCACAACUGUUAACGCGAAUUCUCAACAAACAAAUCAGAAUAAAAAGAAGGGUCGGAUCGAUGUUAAAGAUGUAUUUAAUAAUGACGACGACGACGACGGUGCUAAUAAUGCGAAGAAACGGAAGCUAGUUCCUUUAGAUUAUGGUGAAGAGAAAAAGAAAAAGUCAACUGAAGAAACUCCUAAACCCGGUAAAGAAGAAAGUACAAAAAGUCAAGAGGAGAAACGGAAACACAUAAAAUCUCUUAUCGAUAAGAUACCCACGGAUAAAAACGCUUUGUUCGGAUACCAACUUGAUUGGGCAGUAAUAGAUAAUACGUUAAUGGAGAAGAGGAUAAGGCCGUGGAUUAAUAAGAAGAUCAUUGAAUACAUUGGAGAACCCGAACCUACAUUGGUAGAUUUUAUUUGUAGCAAAGUAAUGGCCGGCAGUUCUCCCCAAGGCAUACUCGACGAUGUACAGAUGGUAUUGGACGAAGAAGCUGAAGUAUUUGUAGUCAAAAUGUGGAGGUUAUUAAUUUACGAAGUGGAAGCUAAAAAAAUGGGCUUAGUUAAAUAAACGAAAUAUCAAUUUAAGUACUACUCGACUUAAAAAAUUUAUACUACACAUCAAAUUUUUUUGGUUAACAUGUACUAUUUAGGUUGUAUACCCCGAAAUACACAAUUACUUAUGUAUAAUUUGUAGGAUUCUUCACUAGGUUGGUGUUACUCGAUUCCUAGAUGAGAACUAAGUGUGUAGCAAUUAAAAUGUUAAAUACAAAAUUGCAAUUACGAUUUAUAA
Messenger RNA from Ceratina calcarata, 3132 nucleotides. Its product is annotated as RNA-binding protein 25. Gene Ontology annotation, biological process: regulation of alternative mRNA splicing, via spliceosome. Gene Ontology annotation, cellular component: spliceosomal complex. The record is from RefSeq and is a predicted model, not a curated record. Bases 247 to 2910 code for a protein of 887 amino acids. Lineage: Eukaryota; Metazoa; Arthropoda; Insecta; Hymenoptera; Apidae. Gene Ontology annotation, molecular function: mRNA binding. The transcript has 12 exons.